Molecule: messenger RNA, 1652 nt
Organism: Ictalurus furcatus (blue catfish)
Lineage: Eukaryota; Metazoa; Chordata; Actinopteri; Siluriformes; Ictaluridae
Product: GMP reductase 2-like
Exons: 9
Coding region: 159-1205 (348 amino acids)
Biological process (GO): nucleotide metabolic process
Cellular component (GO): GMP reductase complex
Molecular function (GO): GMP reductase activity
Source: RefSeq, a predicted model, not a curated record
AUGUCCGAAACAUGAUACAUUUCCACUUCUCAUUCUUUCCAGCAGGAGCGUGAGACAGUUUUCCUAUCUGUUUAAACAAAUAGGAGGCACAAAGGACACACUGCUACACAGUGCAGAGAUACUGUUUUCACACACACACAGAUACAGUAACAGCAGCCAUGCCUCGCAUCGAGAACGACAUCAAACUCGACUUCAAGGAUGUGCUGCUCCGUACCAAACGCAGCACGCUCAAGUCCCGUAGUGAGGUGGAUCUGAUGCGCAGCUUUACUUUCCGAAACUCAAAAGGCAGUUACAGAGGUAUUCCCAUCAUCGCUGCUAACAUGGACACGGUUGGAACCUUUGAGAUGGCCGUGGCACUGCAUUCGUUCUCACUUUUCACUGCCGUCCACAAACAUUACUGCGUAGACGACUGGAAAGAGUUUUCAGCGAAGCACCCAGAAUGCCUAGAGAGCGUGGCGGUCAGCACUGGAACAGGCGAGAAUGAUUUCGAGAGGCUCGCUGCUAUUUUGGCAGCUGUGCCUCAGAUACAGUACGUUUGUGUCGACGUAGCGAAUGGAUAUUCGGAGCACUUUGUGCAUUUUGUCAAGGACGUGAGGCAGAAGUUCCCUUCACACACCAUCAUGGCUGGAAAUGUGGUCACGGGAGAGAUGGUGGAGGAGCUGAUUCUCGCUGGAGCUGACAUCAUUAAAGUGGGCAUCGGUCCAGGCUCAGUGUGUACAACCCGUAAGAAGACAGGUGUGGGCUACCCUCAGCUGAGUGCUGUAAUUGAGUGUGCUGAUGCUGCACAUGGCCUGGGUGGACACAUCAUCUCUGAUGGAGGAUGUACCUGUCCUGGUGAUGUCUCUAAGGCUUUUGGUGCGGGAGCGGACUUCGUGAUGCUAGGUGGAAUGUUGGCCGGUCACUCUGAGAGUGGGGGUGAGACCAUUGAGAAAAACGGCAAAAAGUACAAACUGUUCUAUGGCAUGAGCUCCGAUACGGCCAUGAAGAAGCACGCAGGAGGAGUAGCAGAGUACAGGGCGUCUGAGGGUAAGACAGUGGAGGUGUCCUAUAAAGGGCCAGUGGAGGUCACUGUGAAGGACGUACUGGGUGGUGUUCGCUCCACUUGCACCUACGUGGGAGCCGCGAAGCUGAAGGAGCUGAGUCGCCGUACCACCUUCAUUAGAGUGACUCAGCAACUCAACACUGUGUUUGGAAACAACGACUAACACAUCGCUGUUGCUCAUGAGUGCUGGUCUGGUCUGACAGAUUUACUGCAUUAGGUCAGAUUCCUGCAAAGGUUUAGAAUUUGCACAUCUUUUCUAGUCAUUCUGUAGUAGUCACCUGACAGUCACACACAAAUGCACACAGUGACAAACCUCACAUCUUUUCCUGCAGCAGUGUUAUGGUUGUGGCUGGCAAGGCUAAGAGAAAUUCACCUGCUUAGACUACAUCUAAAGACUAUUAUCAUUUGAACAUUUUUAUCGUUACUAGUAGUGUUUCUUAAAUUUAAUUCUCCAGGAAAUAUUCAAGAUCAUAUAUAAAACCCCAAACUGGACCAAAACUCAGACAGCAAUUGUUGCCAUUCCACUUAGUUUAGUAUAAAUAAUGUCUUAUAAAUAUCCUCUAUGCACUGAUGAAUAAAGCAGACGACUGUCAUCUUGGUACUGAAAUGA